ACCCUGGUUCUAGAUGUCUAUAGCUAUUUCUUAUAAAUAGCUCCUUAUAAUUAGGAGUUUUUUAGGGAAAAACUCCUAAUUUUUUCUGCUUCAGAAAAAAUUAGGAGUUUCACCAUAACAAUGAAUUUUCUUGGAUGGUUGGAAAGAGUACGGUCGAUGAAGAUCAACUUUAAGUGCAUUAGUUUAGAGCUCAUAUAUUUUACUGGCGCGUCUGGACUUCAUGCAGCAUUUGUCUCGUUGAUUUUCUCUACUUGUUCUUGCUUUAUGUUUUUAUCUUUAAACACAAGCCCAGUCGUCUCACCCGUGAAAGACAAUUGUGAUUCUUCUUCUGCUUAGCAGGGUAAAAAGAUAUCGAGCUCAGGUUCAAAUUGAUACACUUUUAUGAGUUUCAUUGCAUUCAUUCUUCUUUCAAUAUUGUUAGAAGUGCAAAAAAAAUGUGUAAAAACAUCUGAAUAAAGUACUAGUUUCUUUCAUUUUUAGGAUAUUUUUGUAUGAAAAUGGUUGCAUUUCUGCAAGAUUUUGAUUUGUUGUAAACAAAACUUAGACCUUGAUGGCAAAAAUCCAAAUAAAAGUCCUAACCUACUCUUUCUCUUGGUCAGGACUCCUUGUUUUGCUCCUGUGAUCCAAUUUUUCAGUGUCUGGAGUGGGCGGGACCUUUGUGUCUGGGCUGAGGCGUAAUAAGAUCUUAUUGGCUGGAGUGCUGCCUCAGGAUCCAAUCAGAACAUGGGAGGUGGAGCUAAACUAUGAUUCCACAGAAGAGGAAACCAGUUCCUGAACCAGACGCGCAACCUUUUCCCCCCAGUUCUCCUGUCGCGCUACAGGUUUUGGCUUUACCAAGAUGAAAAAGGUGGUUUUGGUGACUGGAGCGAACAGUGGCAUCGGCCUCGCGCUGUGCGAGCGUCUCCUCUCACACGACACGGAGGGCCUGCUCCUCUGCCUGGCCUGCAGGAACGUGCAGCGAGCUCAGGCGGCGCGCGCUGCCCUGCUCGCCUCUCACCCUGCAGCCCAGGUGGACCUGCUGCAGAUGGACACCAGCAGCGUCUCCUCUGUUCUCAGAACGGCACAGGAAGUCAAAGUCAGGUACGAUCGGCUGGACUACCUCUACCUAAAUGCCGGCAUCAUGCCAAACCCAGAAUUUGACGCAAAGGCCUUUUUUAGAGGCCUCUUCUCCAGUAAGGUGAUCACUAUGUUUGCCACCGGUGACGGGAUUCUGACUCAGAAAGAUGGUGUCACUCCUGACGGCUUGCAGCAAGUUUUUGCCACCAACCUCUUUGGUCACUUCCUUCUCAUUAGGGAACUGGAGCCGGUUCUGUGCCAAGAAGGACGAACCUCGCAGCUGGUUUGGACCUCCUCUAGUAACGCUAACCGUUCCGCCUUCAGUCUCGAAGACAUACAGCACCGGAGAGGAACUCAGCCUUACAGCUCCUCCAAAUACGCCACAGACCUGCUCAGCCUGUCUCUCAAUCAGCACUACAACAAGCAGGGUUUGUACUCAUCUGUCGUCUCCCCUGGAUUUGUGAUGACAAACCUGACCUUUGGCAUUCUCCCGUCGUUUCCGGCCUUUCUGUGGACAUUGCUCAUGCCUGUCUUUUGGCUGAUCAGGGUGUUUACCAACACUUUUACCCUGACACCUUAUAAUGGAUCUGAAGCUUUGCUUUGGCUAUUUAGGCAAAAGCCUGAAUCUCUGGAUCCUUAUGCUAAAUACCACAGCUUAACAUCAGGGCUUGGAAACAACUACACCCAACUACAUAAGAUGGACAUUACUUUUGAGACAUCAGAGUCGUUAUAUAUCAAAUUACUUCAACUUGAAAGUGACACAAGGAAGAAACUGGCAGAAACACAAGCUGCAGGCCCCUCACUGAAGACCUGAAGGAGCUGAAUGAUCCACAUUCCACACUGAAAGAAAGAAGAUGCUUUCUUUUUUUUCCACCAGCAGCUUGCAGGAAAAUUCACACCCGUUGAACUUAUCUGCAUUUUCUAUGCAACCUCAAAAUUUAAUGCAUAUUUUAUUGGGAUUUUAUAUACGAGACAAAAGCGUUGGAUAAUUGUGACGUGGGGGGAGGAGAGGAUCUGUGAUUAUCGAAACAACUAAACAAUUCAGAAAUGUGGCUAACAUUUCUAUUUAGCCACUGCCUGCAGGUAUUUUUUUGGGUACAACUACUCUUAAAUUUUGACUCACUCUGUUUUGUAAAAUAGUUCAACGUCAGGCAUAUUCAAGAAAACUCAUCCAGUUGGUCAUAAAUUUAAUGCAAAUUAUUCAACCCAAAACAUUUUAGUGUAGCUUUUGCAGUAUGUCAACAGGGUCGUGCAUUUUCUGAAAUAUGGAGCAAAUUAUAAGAAAACAAUAACAUAAGAAUAUUACCGAUUUUCUAGGAAGUUGGCGUCCAGUCAUCACAUUGCAAUCCAGGAGGGACUGUUUGUAAUCUGGUUAUCAAUCCCCAAAUUAUCCAGACAAAACGCAGCGCUGUCCGACAGCAGACUUUCAUCGUCGUCAUCAUCAUCGUCGUCGUCGUCAUCGUCAUCAUCUUCCCAGAAGUUGACAUAUGUGCUCUGGGUGAGUGUCUCCGCGGUGUACGGCGGCGCGGCCACUUGCAGAAGCCCAGCGGCGCACCUGACGUCCCGCUGUGGAGAACCUGGUGCGCACAUCCAGCGGCGCUGCCUCGGCUCCCCGGCUUGGUUUCCAGCGGCGCACUCUCCCUCCUCCGCUUCGCUCAAUUUGGGGUUGCAAAACGCCCACACCAUUCCGCAGAAGUAGAUGAAAAAUGUACCCAUGACCAUGACCAUGAGCGCAUAGGACUCUAUCAUAGCUUUAGUAACUGGAGACGUCAUUUUUCUUUAAGGAGAGCAGGAGCAUUGAUUGUAAUCAGAAGAAGCGGCUGAGCGGGUCAUCACCGUGAUCAUGAAUAAAGGGGGCCGGGCCUUAUAAACAAGAGAACAUCUGCUUUCAAAGUAAACUAUUACAAAUAAAAACAAUU
Messenger RNA from Xiphophorus hellerii (green swordtail), 2975 nucleotides. It is a transcript of the gene hsd17b7, whose product is annotated as hydroxysteroid (17-beta) dehydrogenase 7. Gene Ontology annotation, molecular function: estradiol 17-beta-dehydrogenase [NAD(P)+] activity; 5-alpha-androstane-3-beta,17-beta-diol dehydrogenase (NADP+) activity; 3-beta-hydroxysteroid 3-dehydrogenase (NADP+) activity. The transcript is spliced from 9 exons. The record is from RefSeq and is a predicted model, not a curated record. NCBI's taxonomy places the organism in Eukaryota, Metazoa, Chordata, Actinopteri, Cyprinodontiformes, Poeciliidae. Bases 839 to 1870 code for a protein of 343 amino acids. Gene Ontology annotation, biological process: cholesterol biosynthetic process. Gene Ontology annotation, cellular component: endoplasmic reticulum membrane.